CCAACAGAGCAGAGCCGAGCAGAUCAGAACAGAUCCGGUGAUUAAGUGGAGAAAUGGGGCUUGUAACACGAUUUGGAUUCCCCGUUUGGAUGGUGGUCGUGGGGCUGGGGCUGGUUGCAUGGCGAUCGGAUGCGGCGCAAGGGAUGGCCCCGCGGACCCGCUACGAGCCGAAUUGGGCCAGUCUGGACCAGCGGCCCCUGCCCCGUUGGUAUGAUGAGGCCAAAGUGGGCAUUUUUUUGCACUACGGCGUAUAUUCGGUGCCGAGCUUCGGCUCCGAAUGGUUCUGGCAUAAUUGGUUAAAUCUGCGCACACCGGAGUACAUACAAUUCAUGCAGCGCAAUUACAAGCCGGACUUCACUUAUCAGGAAUUCGCAGACGAAUUCACAGCGGAGCUAUUCAAUGCCACACAAUGGGCGUUGCUGUUCAAAGAUAGCGGAGCCAGAUACGUUGUGCUCACCAGCAAGCAUCACGAUGGCUUCACCCUGUGGCCCUCGAAGCACAGCUUCAGCUGGAACUCCAUGGAUGUGGGCCCCAAGCGCGAUAUAGUCAAGGAACUUGCGGCGGCCGUUCGCGGUGUUUCGGAUCUGAAGUUCGGCCUGUACUAUUCCCUCUUCGAGUGGUUCAACCGCCUGUGGAUCGACGACAAGUUGCAUCUCUUGAUGCAGCAGCAUUUCGUGGACCAGAAGGUGCGGCCCGAGCAGUUGGAUCUGGUGCAGGAGUAUCUGCCGGAGAUCAUUUGGUCCGACGGCGACUGGGAGGCCCCGGCCAAAUACUGGAAGUCCGAGCAGUUCAUUGCCUGGCUCUACAACGACAGUCCCGUGCGGGACACAGUCGUGACAAACGAUCGCUGGGGGAUGGGCACGGCCUGCAAGCACGGAGACUUCUACAACUGCGCGGAUCGGUUCAAUCCGGGCGUGCUGCAGUCCCACAAAUGGGAGAAUGCCUUCACCCUGGAGCGCAGCAGCUGGGGCCAACGCUUCGACGUCAGUCUGUCCAACUUCAUGAGCACCAAGGAUCUUAUAAAGGAGAUCGUCACCACUGUGAGCUGCAACGGCAACGUCCUGAUCAACGUGGGACCCACCAAAUAUGGCACCAUCCUGCCGAUAUUUGAGGAGCGCCUGCGCGACAUGGGUCGCUGGCUAAAGAUCAACGGCGAGGGCAUCUAUGGCAGCGUGCCAUGGAUCUACCAGAACGACACCGAGACGCCAAACGUGUGGUACACCCGUGGCCAGCAGGCUGAGUCCAAUAGCAGCAUCGCCAUCUACGCCUUUGUACUGGACUAUCCGUACGACACCAACGAAUUGGACAUCCAUCCGCUGGGCAAGGAGGUCACCAUAUCCCGGAAUGUCCACUUAACCGGCCUCGACUUUGGCACUAACGGGGAGGUCCUGACCAAACAGACCACCAAAGUUGUCAUGCUGGGCAUGGGGAACACCAAAGUUCAGUGGACCUCGAGCCAUAACAAGCUGCACAUCAAGUUUCCCCCGAAGAACCACAUGGAUAAGCGGGGCCUUGACUACGCCUGGACAUUGAAGAUAACCAUAACAUAAGCUUAAAGAACGAUCUGUAAGAUGACACUUUGUUUUUAAUUUGAUAUGUAUUUUAGCUCGAUCAGCAUUAACCGAAUAAACAACCUUGGGACUUGUUUGUUUUCCUCUAUGAA
Messenger RNA from Drosophila persimilis, 1663 nucleotides. RefSeq names its product putative alpha-L-fucosidase (gene Fuca). Gene Ontology annotation, biological process: glycoside catabolic process; fucose metabolic process. The transcript is spliced from 6 exons. NCBI's taxonomy places the organism in Eukaryota, Metazoa, Arthropoda, Insecta, Diptera, Drosophilidae. Bases 54 to 1550 code for a protein of 498 amino acids. The record is from RefSeq and is a predicted model, not a curated record. Gene Ontology annotation, cellular component: lysosome. Gene Ontology annotation, molecular function: alpha-L-fucosidase activity.